Messenger RNA from Anolis sagrei ordinatus, 3073 nucleotides. RefSeq names its product RAB, member RAS oncogene family like 6 (gene RABL6). Gene Ontology annotation, cellular component: cytosol; nucleus. The record is from RefSeq and is a predicted model, not a curated record. Gene Ontology annotation, molecular function: GTP binding. Lineage: Eukaryota; Metazoa; Chordata; Lepidosauria; Squamata; Anolidae.
GAGGCGCGACUAAGAUGGCGGUGGGUUUGCGGUAGGGAAGAAAAAAGGAAAAUAGACGGCUUUUGUGGGAAAAACUUCUCUGUCUCCCCUUCCCCAGUGAACACAAGAGGAUGGUUUAUUUAUAACUAGUUAUUAUUUAUAAUAGUUAUUUAGAAAACUCUUUGUGUAAUUUGUACCGAGGGGGUGACUGAAAUAAUUCGUCCCUCGGCGCUACCCGUAUUUCCAAUAUGGCGCCGCGGGAUGUCCCUCGCGGGCCGCCGUAGCUGCUUCGAAAGGCUGAGGGGGGCCAGGAAAGAGGCCGGGCCAAGAUGGCGGCAGCGGAGGCUGUGAGGGAAGGAGGCAGGCGGCGAGGAGGAGGAAGAGUAGCAGAGGCUGCAGCCGCCCCGAGGCCUCUCCUCCGGCCGCGAGCCAUGUAAGCAAGCCCCGGGGCCCUUCUUCCCUCGCAGCCAGGAUGUUCUCGGCCCUGAAGAAGCUGGUGGGCUCCGACCAGGCCCCGCCUGGCAGGGACAGGCCCAUCCCGGCGGGGCUCCAGUCCAUGAACCAGGCCCUGCAGCGCCGCUUCGCCAAGGGCGUCCAGUACAACAUGAAAAUAGUCAUCCGGGGGGACAGGAACACGGGGAAGACCACUCUGUGGCACCGGCUACAGGGGAAGAAGUUUGUGGAGGAGUACAUUCCCACUCAGGAGAUCCAAGUCACCAGCAUCCACUGGAAUUACAAAACCACUGACGAUAUUGUGAAAGUCGAAGUCUGGGAUGUGGUCGACAAAGGCCAAAAAAUCAACCUGCGCGACUCCUUGGGGAAGUGCAAGAAGCGUGGCGAUGGCUUGAAACUGGAGAAUGAUCCUCAGGAGGCGGAGGCCGAGAUGGCCCUGGAUGCUGAGUUCCUAGAUGUUUACAAGAACUGCAACGGCGUUGUGAUGAUGUUUGAUAUCACCAAACAAUGGACCUUCAGCUACAUCCUGCGGGAGCUGCCCAAAGUGCCGACCCACGUUCCGGUCUGUGUCCUGGGGAACUAUCGGGACAUGGGAGAGCACCGGGUCAUCCUCCCAGAUGACGUGCGGGACUUCAUCCACAACCUCAAUAGGCCUCCAGGCGCCUCCUACUUCCGCUACGCCGAGUCUUCCAUGAAGAACAGCUUUGGCCUCAAGUACCUGCACAAGUUCUUCAACAUCCCCUUCUUGCAGCUGCAGCGAGAGACGCUGUUGCGGCAGCUGGAGACCAACCAGCUGGACAUCGACGCCACUCUGGAAGAGCUUUCCGUCCAGCAGGAGACCGAGGACCAGAACUACGAAAUUUUCCUGGAGAUGAUGGAGGCCCGCAGCCGAGGCCACGCCUCCCCUCUGGCGGCCAAUGGGCAGAGCCCUUCCUCUGGGUCCCAGUCGCCGGUGGUUCCUCCCCCUCCUCCCAUGGGCGAUGCCUCCGGAAGCUCCAGCCCCGGGACCCCGCUCCCACCACCUCUCCCUUUGGCCCCGCAGCACAUUGAUGGACCCCCGGUGGAGACCCCCGAGGCCCCCUCCUCCACGGUUGUUGUGGCAGCCGCUGCUCCACCUCCAAAGCGCAGCAUUAUCUCCCGGCUCUUUGGGAGCUCCCCUGCCCCUGAGGCGGCCCCAGAUCCCUCCCUCGGGCCCCCUCUUCCUCCUCCUCCCUCCUCCGGGGUCCCUCCGAAGGUGCAGAGCGUGGAGGACUUUAUCCCAGAGGAGAGCCUGGACCGCAGCUUCCUGGAGGACCCUGCCCCUCAGAGGGGCCCCAGGCCCGGUUCCAAGGCCCCCCACGCCGACAGCGACAGCGACCAGGAGGCUUCCAGAGGGAACCCGCUGGUGGCUGGCUUCCAGGACGACCUGGACCUGGAUGACCGCUUGUCCAGCAAGGCCCCUCACGCCUCCAGGCGGGUCCCCAGCAAGAACAUCACCCUGUCCAGCGAAGAAGAGGAGGAAGAGAGGCCCAAGGCUGCAGAAGAAGACGUCCCCCACGAAGAAGGGGCAAAACGACCUUCCCAAAAGACUUCCAGGCCCCCAAAGCCGUCCCCCUUGACCAAAGCCCCCGACCUGAAGACUGCCCCCUCCUUGCUCCCCACAGUGGCGCAGAGGGGCCUGGAGCCCGACGACAGCCAUCUUGUCCCUACACCCCCCUCCCCCUCCUCCUUGCUGCCACCCCACAAAGCCUGGACCCCGAAGCAGAAGGCAGGGGACAAAGGCGGGGAGUCGGAGAGUGACCCCGAGGGCCCCAUUGCCACCCAGAUGCUCUCCUUCGUCAUGGACGACCCGGACUUCGAGAGCGAGGAGUCGGACGCCCAGCGCAAGGGAGCGGCGGAGUUUCCGGUGAGAGAGGAGGACCUCUCGGACGUCUCAGACGAAGAAGCCCCUUCCAGGCCCCCUCCUCCGCAGCCUCUGAAGCCCAUCAUCCACGCCUUCAAGGCGAAGGGUGACGCAGACCUCUUUGGCCUGGGCCUGGAUGAGGCCGGCCCCAAGGAGAGCAGCGAGGAAGAGAAAGAGAAGGCAUCCUCCAAGGAGAAGAAGAAGAAAAAGAAGAGGAGCAGCAAGGAGGAGGAAGACAAGGCCUCGGGGAAGAAGAAGAGCCGCGCCAAGAAGGAGAAGGAGAAGGAGGAAGGGAAGGAGGAGAAGAAGCCCAGGAGAAAGAGGCGGAGCAAAGAGAAGGGCGGCAGCGAGAUCGACGAAUUGGAGGCCUUCCUGGGAGGGCGGGGGGCGGGGCCUACCAAGCAGCAAGGGGGCGGGGACUAUGAGGAGCUGUAGGGAGAGCAACCGCAAAAAGAUGGCCGCCAAAGAUGGGGAAUUUUGGGGGGAAGACAAAGCCCUUGGUGGCUCUUCCUGGCUUCUUCCCUCCCUCCUUUAAGACUGCUUGAAACCCCCCUCCCCCUUUCAGAAACAAAAUGGCAGAAAAAAGGCUAUUUUUCUCUCUCAGUUGAAAAAUAGCGAAGCCAAGGCCUUGCUGCUAGGCCUCUCUCAUGCAAACCAAGGGGAGCAAGUCCUGACUCCUCUCCACUCCCAAAAUAAUCAUGCAAGAAAUAAUGGCAGAACUCUUGCUCUUUGCACCCCAUAAAUCCCCCUCGAAAACAA